Saccostrea cuccullata (small rock oyster) is the source of this 1948-nucleotide messenger RNA. Its product is annotated as upstream stimulatory factor 2-like. Lineage: Eukaryota; Metazoa; Mollusca; Bivalvia; Ostreida; Ostreidae. Gene Ontology annotation, molecular function: protein dimerization activity; DNA-binding transcription factor activity, RNA polymerase II-specific; RNA polymerase II cis-regulatory region sequence-specific DNA binding. The transcript is spliced from 9 exons. Bases 142 to 1071 code for a protein of 309 amino acids. Gene Ontology annotation, biological process: regulation of transcription by RNA polymerase II. The record is from RefSeq and is a predicted model, not a curated record.
AUAUCCCUACACAAAGUUCUGUGCAAGAUCGCCAUCUUUGUCACAUGUUCAAUUUUCCAUCUCAUGUGACCUGUUGUUUGGCCCCGUGAUCAAGCUUGUUUUAUUUCCAGGCAAAUUCAAACCUUUGCCAAAUCGUCCCACAUGGAUAUGCUAGAUCAGGCCUUAGAGGCCAGUCAUGAAGACACUAAAGAUUCCACUGGUUCUGAUGAUGUCCAAUUAACAGGAGAUGGAGAUGAGGGGAUUGGAACAGUACAGAAUGUAGGACAGUCUCAAAUUACUCUUGAUCCCAAUCUGCAGUACCAAUUCAGAACAGAUACAGGUCAGGUAACUUAUAGAGUGGUCCAGGUAACAGAUGGUACUGAAGGGGUUGUUGCUACUAAUGCUUUCCAACCAGGUGCACAGGCAGUUAUACAGAGUCCAUUCAGCAAUGGGGGCAGCCCCACCCCAGACACUCAAGCCACCGAAACAAGGUUCACAUAUUUUCCAACAACAGUCGUCACAAAUGCAGACCAAGUCACUUCACAAGGAGAUGUUGUUGGCACAAAUGCAGCUUUGGGUCAAGUUUCAGCCACAGCAGGUGCUUGGACAGGUGAUACAGGAGUCCAACAAGGUCAGUUCUAUGUGAUGAUGUCCCCACAAGAAGUCUUACAGGGUCAGAGAAAUAUAGCCCCACGUACAGGGUUCAGUCCAAAAGUGGAGGGAGUUAGGACUGGUAGAGAUGACAGACGGAGAGCUACCCACAAUGAAGUGGAAAGAAGAAGAAGAGACAAGAUAAAUAACUGGAUUGUACAGUUGUCCAAAGUCAUCCCCGAUUGUUCACAGGAACACACAAAACAAGGACAGGUAUCAGGGAGUAAAGGAGGAAUUUUAUCAAAAGCUUGUGAUUAUAUAACUGAGCUGAAGACUGCAAAUUUGCGAAUGAGUGAUUCUCUGAAGGAAACAGAAAGACUGUCAGUGGACUUGGAACUUUUAAGACAGCAAUGUGAGGAACUGAAGAACGAGAAUUCAAUUCUGCGAGCUCAACUUCAAUCUCAUGGGCUUAUUCCUGACAUUCCAGGCACCAACUCCUAACUAGUGCUUCACUCUCGUAAAAUAUGGAAUAUAGGAUCUACUGUGUCUUUAUUGUUUUCACUGUUCAUGUAAUAACUCAGCCAUGUUGUGAUUGAGAUACAGACCAUUCAUACAUUGGACAGGCAUUCUGACAUACAUGUACAUGCAUUCUGUAUCAAUGCCCCAAACUGUUUGAAGCACACAUUUGUCACAUGAUUUUAUUUUUUUUAAUCAGUCUUUAUCAUGAAAUGGAUUUUUUUUUUGAUUUCUAUGAAAUCUUGCAAUUGACAUUGUGUAGCUUUUUUCAUUCUCGUAUAAGGGCAUCUUCAGAAAUUUUUAGUUUUCUUGCAGUUUCAAUUUUACAAUUAUUUCAUAGUAGCACUGACAAAAAUUUCAAUUUCAAAGUUCUCUUCAUGCAUAAUUUGACUAUCAUCCUAUUCUAUAAAGUGUAAAUACAUUUUCAAAAAAAUGCUGAAUAAUUUGUUGGUUACAUAUUCAUGUACAAAUUACCAUGAUUCGCAAUGAAAGCUAGGUACAUUCAACUUCAGUGAGAAAAAUGCAUUUUUAUUGAUAUUUUUCCAAGUGCUAGCCUUUAAUUUACAAGAUGAACACAAGUUAAUAGUUUCUGUCAACUUAAACAAGUGAUUUUUUUUUAGAAGAAUUGCAUGUUCAUAUACUUCGAAAACAUUUUAUUGCUAUUGAAUUCGCUUUAUAUCUAAAAUAAUUUUUUUUUAAUUUGGUGUUUUUUAUUUUAUGAUAUGCAGUUUUGAAAAUAUAAGAUAAAACAAAUUUGAAACAGACCUUGACAAUCAAUGAACUAGGCAUUUUUCACUUGUACAUAAAAGUUGCCUGACAAAGUGAAAGUAGAUUUGUCUUAUGAUAUCAUUUUAGAAGAUGC